This is a messenger RNA of Mytilus trossulus (common blue mussel), 3262 nucleotides long. RefSeq names its product cyclin-G2-like. The record is from RefSeq and is a predicted model, not a curated record. Gene Ontology annotation, cellular component: cytoplasm; nucleus; cyclin-dependent protein kinase holoenzyme complex. Gene Ontology annotation, molecular function: cyclin-dependent protein serine/threonine kinase regulator activity. The transcript has 9 exons. Bases 369 to 1403 code for a protein of 344 amino acids. Gene Ontology annotation, biological process: mitotic cell cycle phase transition; regulation of cyclin-dependent protein serine/threonine kinase activity. Lineage: Eukaryota; Metazoa; Mollusca; Bivalvia; Mytilida; Mytilidae.
UGGAUACUAUUGAGGCUUCAAUUUUCAAGCGCAUGCUGAAUACACUGACUGUAAACAGGCUCCGUAUCGACUGAACUGUCAAAACAUAGCAGGUGCCCGUUUGAUCAGAAGAAUUGAUAAAGUUACGACCAAUGAGAUAGCCAGGUUAUUUAGUGAACCAAUCACGGCGAAUGUUACAAUCACUGGCUGUCCGCCAAGAUUUGAAUUUGCAGAUGAUAUUGACAGCUGAUCGUCUGCCAAGAACCACCAACAAAACAACCCAGAAAAAAAUUACAAAGGAGAAGCUGAAAUCGUCAUGCUAACACAGUAAAGAAAGGUGGUUGUUGUGACCUGUGUGAGCUUAUUUGCCAGUUUAAAAUUGAGUCAAGAUGGUUAGUGGUCAACUUGUUGCGGCGUUACCAUCGACCUGCAAUCCACAAGACUCCGAGAUCGAACAAAGAGAUGACCGAAAGGAGUCUGUCUUGUAUCAAGAUCUGAUGAAUGAUUUGAUGAAACUGGCAAAGUGUCCAUUCAGAGAAAAUCUGGCUGGGAAGUUGGAGAAUAAGACAGACAAUGACCAGAGAGACAAUGCAGUGUCAUCAAUGAGAUGUUUGAAUCAGUUCUACAACUUCAGCUCACAAACAUUUGCAACAGCUGUACAGUAUUUAGACUUUGUUCUCUCAAAAGUAAAGGUUCAGAACAAAUACCUGUCAUGUUUAGUUGCAGCUUGUCAUUAUAUUUCUACAAAGAUUAAUGAGGAACCGGAGGAUACCCCAUCAGCUACAGAGUUGUCCCACAUUCACAGAAAGAUGUGGAAAGCCUCAGAUUUAAAAAGAAUGGAACUAGUGGUACUACAAAAGAUGAACUGGAAACUCUGGCCUGUUACCUGUUCUAGUAUUCUUAAACACAUCUGUGAUAUAAUGAGUAAAGUCAAUCCAAGUCUUCCAAGCUCUUUACUAGAUGACCUUCUCCAAAAGUUUGAAGUUUGCAUAAACUACAAUAACUGUGUGCUUUAUACUAUUCCAACUCUUUGCCUUUCCUUGGUACAGUUACAUUUGAAAGAAAGUGAUCUGUUAACACCAGCUUUAAGUCUCUGUCUUCUGCAGCUUCAUGAACUAUGUGAUGUUGGAGAUUCUGAGUUUUAUGAGUGCUAUGAAUCAGUUACGAAGAUUUUAUAUAACUAUUGUAAUUAUCCAAGCAGUCAUCCAGCUUGUCUCCCCUUGCCAAAACCUCAACCAAGGAUCAACUUGAUGACAAGACCUAGUGCCUAUGGAGAUACAGAUCUACCCACUAUUUAUGAAAACCCUGUCACUACAAUUUAUGUAUCUACAAGUGAUUCUGAUGAGUCCCCGGUUAUAAAGAAAGAAUAUGACAGUUGGAGUUAUUGUGUAUUACCUAGAAGAUGUUCCAUUACGGCUGAAUGAACUCAAUCUCCCUUAUUCCAAUGUAGGCAGCAGUUAUAUACAAUACUCUGGAAAUCUUAUUGUUAUUGUUUCUCUGUACUAAAUCUUUCCUCUUUUGUUGACAAUGAUUUCUGUUACAUUUUUAUAAAUGUGUAUGUUUGUUGAUAAUCAAUGCAAAUCAUAUGUGUACCUGAUACGAAGGAUAUAAAAAAGAAGCUGUAAUUGGAAAUAAAUGUGUGAAUGUGUCAGUGUUGUAUGAUUGUUGUUGUGUAGUUGUUAGAGGGCAGAUAGCUUAAAGUGUGAUAGUAUUAUAACUUAGAGAUGCAAACAAAUAUUUAAUGUUUUAUUAUUUAAUUUAUUUCAAUUAUUUGAAAUUUUAGGAUUCAACAGUUAAACUGUUGAAGAAUAUUUUUAAUAAAUGUAAAAUGGAGCUUGGAUGUAUCUGUUAAAGACUGUUCUUAAAAUAGACAGUAGUUGCCAGCUGGUUUAUUUUUAAUUUAAUUUUUGUUUCAAUUUCACAUUUUUAAAUUAAUUUUUAGAACAUUAUUUCCCUCAAGAAUAUUUUCAGUCCAUUUCUAACUUUAAACAACAGAUUUUGUUUAUGUUUUUUUAAAAUAUGUUAUUCAUGUUCUUUAUUUUAACAAACUUUAGUACCCAUUUACUUACACUUGUAUUUAUUCUUUAUAUAACACAGACCCAGGGUGAUAGAAAGAAAGGUGGAAUAUUUCACUUCCAAAGAUCAUUCACAAACAAUAUAUUUAUCUAAUCUAGCACCUUCUUUCUUUGAGUAGAGGAAAGAUAAAAAAAUAAUAUAUACCCUAUUAUGGUUGUGCCUGUCUACUUGCCAAAAUUAAAAACAAAUGUUGAAACAUUUAAAAAAAAAUGACGAACAAAUUUUACCUUCAACUUUAUUUAUCUAUUUAUUAAGUUUACAUAAAUGACACAUUAUUUUAAUUUUUUAUAUAAUGGGCAACAGGAAUUCUUUGGAUUGAGAUUAAUGUUGGAUUAGAGAAAAUAUCUUAAAAGAAAUAGCUUUCAAAAUGUGUAUUUAUUUAUUUCUGGAAUCGAAGAAGCUUUUUAUUGUAAAAUAUUUUUAUUUAACUUACAUUGUUUGAUUUUAUCAAAUGGCAAAUUGUGUUAGUUACCGGUAUUGUACAUAUUUUUUUAACGACCAAAUUAUAAUUACAAGUUGUGCAAUAACUAUACUAAUUAUCCCUCCAUACUGUUGAGUCAGUAUUGUUAUUAAUCUGUUGAUUAUGUUAAAAUUUAACAUUGUCGGAUAUUAUUGUUAUGUGUAAAUAUAUCUAUUAUUUAUUGACAUUAUGUGUAGUGCCAUACAAAAUAAUUGUUGAAUGACAAAAAUGGAACGAUUUUCAUAUCAAGAUUGCAUGUCACAAAAAUUCUGAAAAUUAGUGCAUACUUCAAAUUAAAAUUUAUUACAUUUUGUUUGAAUGUAAUAAAAUUAUAACAUUUAGGGAGUUUGCAUGACCAACCUAUCCUUUUAUAACCCCAUUAAAGGAAGGCCCAAGCAAGUAAGAAUAUUGAAAACAAAAUUGUUGUACUUUUUACUGAUCUCACAUUUGAAGAACAACUUCUGGAAACCCAUAAUAUUUUGGCAAACUUUCUCCUGACCAUGGCUUAACUGAGCAUAAAUUAAGAAAGACAGACUUAUUGCAGUUUAAGUAAUGUGUUUAAUGCACAAUUAAAGAUACAUACAGUUUUAUUGAUUUUAAAGCACUUAGUUAGAUUUAACAACUGUUUUGUAUGGCAAAAUGUGAUUGUACUUGUUCUAUGCAGUAAGCAUGAAAAAAAAAGUUUUAUACAUUUAUAUAUUUUUAAAAUGCAAAAAUGGUGCAAAAAAGAAUAAAAUUUAAAAACAA